Molecule: messenger RNA, 1418 nt
Organism: Sphaeramia orbicularis (orbiculate cardinalfish)
Lineage: Eukaryota; Metazoa; Chordata; Actinopteri; Kurtiformes; Apogonidae
Gene: blvrb
Product: biliverdin reductase B
Exons: 5
Coding region: 143-772 (209 amino acids)
Molecular function (GO): biliverdin reductase [NAD(P)H] activity; riboflavin reductase (NADPH) activity
Source: RefSeq, a predicted model, not a curated record
CCGGGUCCCUUUAAGUCUUCGGAGGGGGAGGAGUCUGCACAUCCGUCUUCCUGCCUCUUAAACCCGCCUCCUCUGUCCUCUGGUCUCACAUCUGAGUCACAGAGACCCGAACGGACCCGGACCCUGCAGUCGGACCACAGACAUGUCGGACUCCAUCAAAAAUGUCGCGAUAUUUGGAGCCACGGGAAUGACGGGACAGGCCACGGUACCUUUGGCGGUGGCAGCAGGAUACAACGUGACGGUCCUGGUCCGAGACCCCUCCAGGCUCCCCGAGGACCACAAGGCGUCCCGGGUGGUGGUGGGAGACGUCCUGAACAAAGACGACGUGAAGAAGACCAUGGAGGGCCAGGACGCCGUCAUCAUCAUCCUGGGGACGAGGAACGACCUCAGUCCCACCACCGUCAUGUCCGAAGGAACCAAGAACAUCGUGGAGGCCAUGAAGGCUCGAGGAAUCCGUAAAGUGGUCGGCUGCAUGUCAGCCUUCCUGCUGUGGGAUCGCGCCAAAGUGCCGCCCCGUCUGAUCGACGUGACCGAGGACCACGACAGGAUGUUCACGGUGUUGAAGACCUCGGGCUUGGACUACGUGGCCGUCAUGCCUCCACACAUCGCUGAUGACCUUCCUCUGACGGAGAAAUACUUGGCGGCGGAGAGCAUGCUGAGAGGAAGAGCCAUCUCCAAACACGACCUGGGACACUUCUUCGUCAAGUGUCUGUCUACAUCGGAGUGGGACGGGAAGACAGUGGGGGUGUGGGGGGAGUACAAACCGUCCUGAUGCGUCGCCCACAGUGGAGAAACAGGAGGUUGAUGAAGGAAUAUGUGAUUAAAACUGGUAGUUUCUCUGAGUGUGUUUCUGCUUUAAUUUCACUUUUUUUUGGCUUCAUUUCCUUUUUACACUAAAUCCUUCAUCAUCUUCUUAAACUCAAAGUGCCAGCGUUUUACUGUUGUUUUUCACUGGAUGUUAAUGGAUUCCGUCGCCUCUGUUAAACAUAAACCACGUGAUGUGUCCAUUUGCAUCUACAGCUGUUUUUAUAACUCUUCAAAAUAAAAGACUCUAUUGUCCAAUUAGCUGUGGUGGCAUGUCACAGCAUCAUGUGAUUGAACAUAGCUGUGAGCUGUUAGCAACUAAAAGUAACACUGUUGUAAUCAUCCAGUCACUUCAAAAACACAAAAUGUAACAAAAAAAACCCAAACAGGAUUUUACACAACGUUACGAACACAUUAUACAUCCACAUGUCCUUAAAAUCUGUCUUUACUAAACAUAAGACUGACAAGAUUAUUUUGUGGCUAAUUUUACAUUUUUUUCUUGAUUUUGUUACUUAAUUUGCAAAUUUUUGUCAUUUUGUUGCUGAUUUUCUGCAAUAUUUUUGGUAAUUUUAUUGAUUAAUAAAGCAGCGUAUGCUGUCUUUCCCAACAUUAAA